CUGCGGCUGCCCCGCGGCGGGUCCGGUGCUGCGUCGGGGCCGGCGCGAAAGGGCGGCGGCACCAUGUUCUCCCUCAGGCCGCCCAGACCCACCUUCAGGUCCUACCUCCUGCCGCCGCUGCCGCCGCCGCAGACUGAUGAUAAGAUUAAUUCGGAACCGAAGAUUAAAAAACUGGAGCCAGUCCUUUUGCCAGGAGAAAUUGUUGUAAAUGAAGUGAAUUUUGUGAGAAAAUGCAUCGCAACAGACACAAGUCAGUAUGACUUGUGGGGAAAGCUGAUAUGCAGUAACUUCAAGAUUUCAUUUAUUACAGAUGAUCCAAUGCCGUUACAGAAAUUCCAUUAUAAAAACCUUCUUCUUGGUGAACAUGAUGUCCCUUUAACAUGUAUUGAACAGAUUGUCACAGUAAAUGACCACAAGAGGAAGCAGAAAGUCCUAGGCCCCAACCAGAAACUAAAAUUUAAUCCAACAGAGUUAAUUAUUUAUUGUAAAGAUUUCAGAGUUGUCAGAUUCCGCUUUGAUGAGUCAGGCCCCGAAAGUGCCAAAAAGGUAUGCCUUGCAAUAGCUCAUUAUUCCCAGCCAACAGACCUCCAGCUACUCUUUGCAUUUGAAUAUGUUGGGAAAAAAUACCACAAUUCAGUCAGCAGUAUAAAUGGGAUGUCCUCAGGAGCUGGAGGGGCAGCAGGCGGUGGGGCUGCCAGCGGCAGCAGCCAAAAAACUCCACUGUUCGAAAGCUACUCCGAUUGGGACAGAGAAAUCAAGAGGACGGGUGCUUCCAGCUGGAGAGUGUGUUCCGUUAAUGAGGGUUACAUGAUAGCCACUUGCCUUCCAGAAUACUUUGUAGUGCCAAGUUCUUUAGCAGAUCAAGAUCUAAAGAUCUUUUCCCAUUCUUUUGUUGGAAGAAGGAUGCCACUGUGGUGUUGGAGUCACAGCAACGGUAGUGCUCUUGUGAGAAUGGCCCUCAUAAAGGAUGUAUUACAGCAGAGAAAAAUUGAUCAGAGGAUCUGUAAUGCAAUAACUAAAAGCCAUCCACAGAGAAGUGAUGUUCACAAAUCGGAUUUGGAUAAAACCUUGCCCAAUAUCCAAGACGUGCAGGCGGCAUUUGUAAAGCUUAAGCAUCUGUGUGUUAAUGAGCCUUUUGAAGAAACUGAAGAGAAAUGGUUAUCUUCUCUGGAAAGUACUCGAUGGUUAGAGUACAUAAGGACAUUCCUUAAACAUUCAGCAGAACUAGUGUACAUACUUGAAAGAAAACAUCUCUCUGUAAUCUUACAAGAGGAGGAGGGAAGAGACCUGAGCUGUGUCGUUGCUUCUCUUAUCCAAGUGAUGCUGGAUCCUCACUUUAGGACAAUUACUGGAUUCCAGAGUCUGAUUCAGAAGGAGUGGGUCAUGACAGGAUACCAGUUCCUGGACAGGUGCAACCACUUAAAGAGAUCGGAGAAAGAGUCUCCCUUAUUUUUGCUAUUCUUGGACGCCACAUGGCAGCUCCUAGAACAAUAUCCAGCAGCUUUCGAGUUUUCUGAAACGUACUUGGCGGUCCUGCACGACAGCACCCGGAUCUCACUGUUUGGCACUUUUCUGUUCAACAGCCCUCAUCAGCGGGUGAAGCAGAGCACAGAAUUUGCUAUAAGCAAAAAUAUCCAGUUGGGUGAUGAAAAGGGCUUAAAAUUCCCUUCAGUUUGGGACUGGUCUCUUCAGUUUACAGCAAAGGAUCGCACCCUCUUCCAUAACCCCUUGUACAUUGGGAAGAGCACACCUUGUGUGCAGAACGGUUCUGUGAAAUCUUUUAAGCGGACGAAGAAAAGCUACAGCUCCACCCUGCGAGGAAUGCCACCUUCCUUAAAGAAUGGAGUGAUCAGUGACCCAGAAUUCCUUCCAAGGAGAAAUUCACUGAUACUAAAACUAAAGCCAGAGCCACCUGAGCAAGCCGAGAGCCAGAACAGUGGGGUGGAGCAGUACUUCAGGGACUGGUUCUCCACACCCGUCGACCUGCACGGUGUCAUCUUGCCACGGCUCUCAGGAAUCCACAUAAAGCUGUGGAAACUCUGCUACUUCCGCUGGGUCCCUGAGGCCCAGAUCAGCAGCGGCGGCGCCAUCACUGCCUUCCACAAGGCCUCCGUCCUGGUGGACGAGGUUGAUGUGCUCAGCAGGAUGCUGCGGCAGCACCGGGGCGGCCCUCUGCCAGCCUGCUUCUCGGAGACAGACCAGAGCAGGAUGUACUUCCAGGCCAGCGGCCCGCACGCCGCCUCGGGGACCCCCGACUUCCUCUCCUCCACGUUUCCGUUUUCCCCUGUGGGCAGUCUGUGCAGACGGAGCAUUUCAGGAACACCGUUCAGCAAAUUCUUAAGUGGGGCCAGAAUAUGGUUAUCUACUGAGACACUCGCCAACGAGGACUGAAGAGUCAUGUUUUUGGAACAUUCUGAGGGAAGCUGUUUUUUUUCCUCUGAAUUAAAACUGUUAACCUAGGCAAUUGAAGCUCUAAUUUUAUACGUAAGAAGAAUAGUUGAAUUUUGCACUAAUAUUUAAAAAACAGGUUGAAUCACGCUUCCUUCAGUUGUUUUAAGGUAGGCGUACAUUUUUAUUGUAUUUCCUCAUUUUCAGGUGGAUUACCCGCAGAUAGUCCCACGUUUUUGUCUGCAUCCAUUUUUCCUGCCACCUCAAAAGAUUAUCUGAUCCUCAGAUUAGGAAGCCAAAGCAGCAGGCAUCAGGAAAAUUUUUUUAAAAUUGGUGUUUAGUUUAUUUCCAGAUACACUCAGACAGAGGAAUGAUCUGUAAGGUGAGGCACAGGAGUGGCACGACUUCAUUCUGUUAAACAUGAGGCCACCGUGCGUUGGCGUCAACUCACUGGCAACAAACAGCUCACUUCCAGAAGCAUCGGAUAAACCCCCAGAAGGCUCAGUAGGUAUUCACAUAUUGUUCUGGUACCUUCAUACUGUCUCCAACUGGUUUCAAGUGAGGGAGGGGUCAGCGUUCCAAAGCCAUAAUGAUUACUGUAGAUCACCUCGUUUGGGACUGUCAUCUGUUAAAAUCAUGGGUUUUCUUUUACCUCAUUGGACUAACUUUAAGAUGAUAUGAACUGUUAACCUUAAAGCAUUUGCUGUAGAGAAUAUAAUUAAACUUAGAAGUGCCUUUGACAUUAAUGUCUGAACAACACAGCAAAAUAGUUUUUAAAAUUAGGGUGUUAAAAACCCCACUGCACAUUUUUCACCGCGCUUUUCACACUGAGCUCCAUAUCAACAGCUGGGAAUCCCCAAAGCCCCAUUUCUCUCCCCCAGGGAGCCACCGAGGGCCUGUGGGAGCCACUUCCGUGAAAGCCCCCGGGCCAUCCACCCGAGGGAGGCACGGUCCCAGCUCCAUCCCAGAGCAGCAGGGUUAGCGUGGGAGAGCGCCGUCCGCACAGGAGCGCCCACCACUCCUGCCCGAGCUACAGUGUGGGAGACUGCUGCCUGCGCUUCCCUUUGGAGGAACUGAGGUCAAGCCUCAGGUCGCCCGUACAGAAGUCCUUUUUCUCUAGAUUCUUAACACUACGAAAUAGGAAAUGUUUAGAAAGUGAAAAUGGAUCUCGUUCACAGUCCUGCCGUUGUAAUAGAGAAGUGCACCUCCCAUGUCCCAUCCCUGACUUGACAGCAACACUCAGAGGAGGCUGAGAAGCAGACAGGUGUAUUCGUGGUCCCAGAGGCCCUUGCUUCCAUGUCAUAUGGCAGGAUCCAGCCAGAGCUGUGGGGCCGGAGCUUAAGCCUCUUCCAUCGCUGACGUGUAGCACCAUCCCCACACUCUAGUCCCCGUUUCAGAGGUGGAUGUUUUCAAAUCUGGCUGUAUGAUCUUAAGAGUUUCUUAAAUUGCCAUCUUAAGAUUUUGAAAUUUCUCACAGUAAAGUUUCUAGUUAUUUCCUUUUCUAAAAACAAGUUUUUUUCAAAAUACUGUAUUUUUAUAUAUGAUGAACACACAUUUCUAUUUCAAUUCUUUGCCUUUUAAGAAUUGAUAAUAUAUCUAGACUGAGAGACAAACUUUUUAUAAAAUGUCUUAGGAAACUCAUCUUGUGGAUAAACCCAAUGUUUUUUUUGCCCAUUUGUUACCUAGAAAAUCAGGGCUCUUUCCAGCUUACACAGAGCAUUACUGCCAUCACACACAGUUUAUGGUCUGAUCAGCAACCACCCUGCCGGCCCUUCGAGAACCACGCAUCCUGCCACCGAAAGUGUAACGGUUCUUUAUUUUUUAUUCAGCUGCUUUUGAAUUAUUAGAAGUUGUUCUAAAUUCUUUUUUGGGGGGUUGAACAUUUAUUUCUCUUAAUUUUCUUUCCUCACACAUUGAUGUCAACGUCAUUAAUAAUGGUUUUUUUUGUUAAUUUACAAGUUUAAAAAGAUUAGGUACCAUUAAUAUUGUUUUAAAAUAGAAAAUGUGCCUAUUUUUGUAUGAUAAUCAAAUGUAGUAAAAUACUUGUCUUAUUUUUUGCUGGUAAGUUGUUAUAGCAUGAUUAUUGUGCCACAAUUUAUCGUGCAUAAUAUGAAAAACAACUAUAGCGGCCUUAAGUCCUGACCUUCAGAAAGCUGUGCGGCACCUCUGCUAGCUCACAGGACGUCGUGGUGGCAGAAGUCCUGAGUGUGGCAACGUGCACUGUACCAAAGAGAGCCAUGCACUCAGCGCUUCACAGUGUUCCUGUGAGCAAAGCCUGUGCUGAUGGGCUGCCACGCGCAUAGCAGCCUCAGCCGGACUGGCUAAGGUUGAACUUAAACGAACCGUGUCUCACUGUUAUUUUCUGAUGGAAAUCAGUUUUAAAACUGAAAAUGUCUAAAAUGUCUAACUUUAAAGAAAAGCUAUUAAUCUGUACUAACAGAGUGAGAAGUAGUCAACACAUCCUUUCACAGAAUCUGCUUGCCACAGCAGUAACCUCAAAUUGUUAAAACUUGGUUUUGAGAGAAAACUAAAACCUUUGUGCCUAAAACUGAUGAUGACUUGAGUUAAGGAGGGUGAGCUGGAAGAUGAACGACCUUGUUCAGCAGUGACAAAUGUGAAGGAAAUUUUGACAGCUAAAUAAAACGUCCACAGAAACUGUCUGUUGUUGUAGUUAUCAUUACGAAAUCAUCCACAAGGAUGCAGUGACUCAAGAUCCAAAGGCUGUUUCUUCCACCUGUGCUUAUGUGGGGGCCCUGGUGGCACAGUGGCUGAGAGCUCAGCCGCUAACCAGAAGAGGUCAGCAGCUUGACUCUACCAGCCGCUCCUUGUGGGGCAGUUCAGCUCUGUCCUGUAGGGGCACUGUGAGUCAGAAUUGAGGACAGUGGGUUUGGUGUGUUCUCUUAUACUUGUGUGUGCCAUCCACUCUCUAAAGUGAGGCAGCUAGCUGUCAAUCAUGUUCCUGACAUCAGUUCAGUGUUGGCUGUAACUUAAACCAUGUGGGUAUUAAUGGGCCCUGCCUUAACUGGUCCUUCCAUUCAAGACAGAAAGAAACUGGGACAUAUUUUCCCAGAAGGCCUCAGGAAAAGUGUGUGAGACUAGGAUCCUGGGCGUGGCAUUCUGUCUGAUAAUUGGCUUCCUACCAUAUAUCUUCCCCAGCCCAAAGUUUUUCCUUCAGUGGUAUGAGACAAAUAGCCACGUAGCCCUGUUUUAAUUAUGCUAUCUAUAUACACAGUCACCCCUGAUCUAGCCAUUAGGGAUGUUCCAAAAAGCAGGAGAAGGGACAAUUGCUAAAGAAAUUGGAGUUUCAAUUGUUUAUAUCCUUCAGAAAUCAUAAAACAAGAAUGUUUAACAGCUGAAUGUGUAAAACAGUACACAAACGCUUAAUUUCAGGAAUCUCUGUUUCCAGUAUACUCACUAGAAAGACGCAUUGUUCAUGCCGCUUUUUUAAAAGACCUAGAGCUGUUGAUCGCCUCUUGUGGGUUUUCCCGCUUUUUUCUAAAUCUAGGAUGCAUCCAGCUUCUAAAAUGGCCACAAUAUCUUAACCUUUUAAAAAUUCAUUACCUACUGUGUGAAAUAAGUAUAUUCA
Messenger RNA from Loxodonta africana (African savanna elephant), 5974 nucleotides. It is a transcript of the gene MTMR10, whose product is annotated as myotubularin related protein 10. Gene Ontology annotation, biological process: phosphatidylinositol dephosphorylation. Lineage: Eukaryota; Metazoa; Chordata; Mammalia; Proboscidea; Elephantidae. The record is from RefSeq and is a predicted model, not a curated record. Gene Ontology annotation, molecular function: phosphatidylinositol-3-phosphate phosphatase activity. The transcript is spliced from 16 exons. Gene Ontology annotation, cellular component: membrane; cytoplasm. The coding region runs from base 64 to 2391 and encodes 775 amino acids.